UGGACAGACGCUCAGUCGUCUCCUCCAUCUCACCACCACCAUCAACCAACACCUUGCACCCCAUCUCGCCUCGAUCACGCGUGCAUGCAACGCCGGCGCAUCAUGGCAUCAACAACAAACACAAUAGACAAGCAAUUUCACCGGGCAGUGGACAUUGUCCAAAGCCUGCCCAAGAGCGGCCCAGUGCAGACAAGCUACGAGGAGAAGCUGCAGUUGUAUGCACUCUACAAGCAGGCGACCGAGGGUGAUAUCAGUGCGCCACGGCCGGGGAUGCUCGACAUGCUCGGACGAGCAAAGUGGGACUCGUGGAACAAGGUCAAGGGUGUGAACAAGGCCGAGGCAAAGCAGCUGUACAUCGCUGCUCUGAUAAAGAUUUUCCAGCGAUUCGAGUACCAGUCCCCCGACGCGAAGCGGUACAUUGCCGAGCUGGAGGCGAUGGGCCCGUUGGAUGUGGACCGCCCAGCGUCACCAGCGUCCUCUACUUCAUCCUUUCACUCGUCGCACGCGUCGCCGCUCGACGACGACGAGCGACAAGAUCCCGAAGACGACCGGCGGCCAUCCCUGCCGCACUCGGAGCUCGGGCCCCACUACGCUCCGCCAGACCCGUCGCUGCCUGCGCCAGACGUUGCGCCGAACAUCAUCCCGCCGUCGGCGCUGAAUACGUCUUAUCGCUCCCUCGUCAACCUCGCCAACCCGUCGGCGUACGGUAGCGAGCACCAGUCGUUUGCACCCCCCGUCCAGCCGUUCACGCAGCAGCACCCGGCCGGCCCGUACCCGAUGAGCCCGUUCGCGCCGCCCGGUGGAUCCCGCCCACAGAGCCUGUUUGGCGGCGUGGCCGGUAGCGUCGGUGACCAGCGUGACCCAUUGGCAAAUCUCCGUAGUGCGCGCCGGCAGCAGGGAACACCUUCGCUCAGCUUCGUGCCAGAACACCCGGUCCGGCCGUCAUCGCAGCUCCACCAGCAGCAGCCCCAGCAGCAACAGCAACACCAGCCGGCAUACCCUAUCGGCCGCGACUUUGGGACGCCUGAUAACGUGCCUCACCACCACUACCCCUCGCCGUACUUACCCCAGCCGUCGCCAUACCUCCAGCGACCGGCGUCGGUGUCGACGUUUUCCCAGGCCCCGCUCAACCUCCCCGCGACGCUCGCGUCAAUACAGACCUCGCUGCAGGCGCUGCACGAGCGCCUGGCGACGCUCGAGCACUCGCAGGCCAUGAUCCUGCGGCGCCAGAACCGCAAGCGGCACUGGUUCUGGGGCACGAGCGAGGCCGACGAGCUCGAGGACGCCGAGCUGGACGCCGAGGCGGCACGAUGGGGCGGGUACGCGCAGCCUUCGACGACGGUGCGCGUCCGCCGGCGCCAGGGCCUGUCUGCGCGCGUCAUCUUUGCGCUGCUGACCGCCAUCCGCCGCGCGAUCCUCGGCGUCGGCGCGAGCGUCAUUGUCGGCACGAUCGCGCUGUUGCUCAUGAACGGCGGGAUGCGGCGCAAUGCCAAGAAGGCGUGGGACCAGCUGCGUGGGCGUAUGGUGCGGCUGCUCACCGACACGGCGCACUAGCGCGCCGCCGUGGCCAGCGCGACCAGCCUACAUACAGCGCGCGCGCAUUAAUAUGUCUCUCCUUAUUGUACCCUGCAUUUGCUCGCUACGC
This is a messenger RNA of Vanrija pseudolonga, 1645 nucleotides long. RefSeq names its product Acyl-CoA-binding 3. Gene Ontology annotation, molecular function: fatty-acyl-CoA binding. The coding region runs from base 85 to 1554 and encodes 489 amino acids. The transcript has 6 exons. Lineage: Eukaryota; Fungi; Basidiomycota; Tremellomycetes; Trichosporonales; Trichosporonaceae. Gene Ontology annotation, cellular component: cytoplasm. The record is from RefSeq and is a predicted model, not a curated record. Gene Ontology annotation, biological process: fatty acid metabolic process.